Molecule: messenger RNA, 2123 nt
Organism: Sorghum bicolor (sorghum)
Lineage: Eukaryota; Viridiplantae; Streptophyta; Magnoliopsida; Poales; Poaceae
Exons: 1
Coding region: 828-1784 (318 amino acids)
Cellular component (GO): membrane
Source: RefSeq, a predicted model, not a curated record
AUCGUGAAUUCAUGGCUGUAAUAGUUCCACCAUUUUCAUGGCACCAAAGACCUGUGUGUGCUCCUGGUCUGUUACACCCUGGUGGCCAACCAGACAACACAAGUAUUUGCGGGAAACGCGCGCCGGCCGCCGGGAUUACAGCGGACGCCAACCUACGUCCAAACAGAAAGUCGCCACAGGAUCCAGGCAUCAGCAGCAUCGAGCAGCCAACCUGCUCCCACUCCGCAUCAGCAUCACCUCGUCAAACGACCGACGACCUGCAAAUGCCAAUCACUUUUACCCGCCCCGGCCGUCAUCUGUCACUGUGCCGGUCACCUGCCGUCCUCCACUCCAAUAAAGCUGCUGCCUGCCAAUCAUUCAGCUGCAGUCACGCACUAGCCUUCCACUGCACCGGCCGCCCGCUAGGCCACUGCAAGCAGUAGCAUCAACUGCUCCUCGACGGGAAAAGAAAAGAAAAUGGAAUGUGUGACUGUCUUGUCGUCGGAUAAGCGAGGUUUUUGCCGGAAUCGUCGGUUGGUUUGGCCACUUGCUCCUCGGCAGGCAGUUGCCGUUGCCGGAGCCCGUAGGGAAAAGCUAGCUGCCUCUGUAUCUGCCUAGCUCUCCUGCUCGGUGCAUAUAAUCGUCCGGCCGGCCAUUAACGCCCAGCAUGGCCAUGGCCUCCUAAAUAAAGCAAACUCACUUCCUUCCUUUGCUAAUUAGCCUCUGUACGUGCCCAGCUUGGCCUCUCCAACCACCACCGUUCCAUUCCUGUCCGUCGACAUGGCGGCUUCCUGCCGCCGUGACGAGCCGGCGCGGAGCUAGCCACCGCCGACGAAGACAAGGCGUCAAUGGCCAAGGCAUCCUUGCUGCCUCUGUCGCUGCUCGCGCACGCCGUCGUCCUCGCCGCCUGCUUCUUUCCGCCCCUCUGCUGCACGGCGCGGAGCCGCACCGAAAACAUCUCGGCGAUCGAGGUCACGGUCCGCGCCCGCGCGUCCGAGCUGCUCCACGACGCCGCCAACACGAGCCGGCUCGUCGACGUGCCCCUCCCGGCCAACCUCUCCGCCGGCGCGGGAGGCGGCGGCGUCCGGGCCUGGGCGCUGCGCGUGCGCAGCAACAAGCUCUGGGCCGACGGCGUCAACGCCACGGGCUUCGCCAUCCCGCCGCGCGUCGUGCCGGCGCCGUUCGCGCGCCGCCUCACCGUCGUCUUCGAGCGCUUCGCCGUGGGGAACUCCUCCGCGUUCUUCGCCGCGCCGCGCCGGUACGCGCUGGCCGCGCCCGUGGCGGGGCUCCUCGCGUACGACGCGUCGGCGGGGCCCGGCGCCCGUGUCUCGCUCCGCGCGUUCGGCGCGCCCGUGCGCGUCGAGUUCAAGGACGACCUGUCGACGGACAGAGGGUUCAACGCCGCCGCCGCGCGGUGCGUGACGUUCGCGGCCAGCGGGGAGGUCAUGGCCACGCACGCCGUCGCCGCGCCGGGCUCCGCGUGCGCGGUCACCGGCACGGGCCACUUCGGUAUCGCGGUGCGGCUGCCCGAGACGCCGCCGCCGCCAGCAGACCCGGCCGUGAGGGCCAGGUGGUGGGCGUGGACGAUGGGUGUCGGCGCCGGUGGGGUGCUGGGAGCCAGCGUGUUGGCGCUCUCUGUGGCCGGCGCGGUCAGCUGGAGCAGGAGACGGCGAAGGGAGGAGAUGGAGCUGCGGGCGCUGGCCGGAGAGGAGCUCGGGAGGAUGACGGUGCGCGGGAGCAGGAUGCCGUCGGCGAAGGUGGUGAGGACGCGGCCGGAGCUGGAGGAGCACAGCCCGGCGUGGUAGCGGUAGGCGAGCUCCUCUCCGGGGACGUUGCACCAGCCGCCGCUGGCUCAACGUACUGCUUGAGGAUUCUAACGUUUCCUUCUUUGUGUUGCCACCACCACCACCACCACGCAUGGUGUGUCCAAUCAUCGAACUUUCUUGCAAUUUUCAAUGUAAAAUCUUCUCUUGUAGAUUCCGCGGCGCAGGAGACUUUGUUGUACAGCUCGAUGUACAUUAUCCAGGUUAUUAACAAAUGUAAAUGGAGAUAGAUAUUUAUACUUUUUGCGAUGAACUAAAUAUUUCUAGAUUUUUGCUAUUGUACAACACAUUUGCAGUAAAAGAAAAGGCAAUUUCAUAGUA